AUGGAUGGAGAGAGCACAGAGUGGAAAUCCAGAGAGGAAAAUCAGAUUUGUGGCAUCAUUACGGAUGAAUACAAGGAAAAGUGGAGGGAACACCAAGAAAAGUGGAUGGAACUCCAGGAAAAGCGGAAAGAAAAUCAGGAAAACCAAGAAAAGUGGGAAGAACACCACAAAGAGUGGAGGGAACACCAGGAAAAGUGGAGGGAACACCAGGAAAAGUGGAAUUUCUCCAAGAAAGGUGGAGGGAACACCAGGAAAACUGAACACCAGGAAGAGUGGGAUGAAUACAAGGAAAAGUGGGAAGAACACCAAGAAAAGUGGAUGGAACUCCAGGAAAAGUGGAAUUAACACCAAGAAAAGUGGGAAGAACACGAGGAAGAGUUCAGGGAACACCAGGAAAAGUGGAGUGAACACCAGGAAAAGUGGGAAGAACACCAGGAAAAGUGGAGGGAAUCCCAGGAAAAGUGGAGUGAACAUCAGGAAAAAUGGAAAUUACACCAGGAAGAGUGGAAAUUACACCAGGAAA
Molecule: messenger RNA, 523 nt
Organism: Taeniopygia guttata (zebra finch)
Lineage: Eukaryota; Metazoa; Chordata; Aves; Passeriformes; Estrildidae
Source: RefSeq, a predicted model, not a curated record